CUGCUCGUGGCAACACGUAACGAUCAGUACGAGCGCGUGAAACUCAAAUUUUUGGCAAGAUCGAACUUCUAAACGAUACAGACAACAGUCCGAAUAUUUUAUUUACAGGUUAUGUUCUAUUCUUCGAAAACAUCUGUACACCACAGCGUCAUCAACUAUUUCUACCGAGGACACGCGACACAUGCACACAGGUAGUAGUCCAAGAUAACUGUUUUUCGAUAUGCAAUGCGAGAGUUUAUAUCUAUAGAUGUUCGUUUAUCGACAUGCUCACGCCAUUGAGAUGUCCGUCUGUUUCUCCUUUCUUAACCAACGAUCGAUCGUUCAAUUACCGACGAUUAGAACACUUUUCUAUCCCACUUCGACUACCAACAGUUACCAACGAAAAUGAAAGCUCUUUCUCAUGUUGUAAUAUUUAAUGGCUGACUCGCAGCGCCAAGCUCGUGUUUCGAUAUAACCUAUCGAUAUCGUUGCUUUGUUUUUGGCGGUUAGUCCGAACGUUGUAACGCUUCUUUUUUUGAGGUUAGGUAUCCUACGUUUCGCACGUCAGUCUUAACAAAAUGAAAUCAGAAGAAAAUGGUACUGACCCGGCGGAAAAUACUCCAAUUACCUGCAGAGGUGAUUUAACUCCGUAUUUUAUGGCUUGGGAUCAUAGCAUUAACAAAGUUCACUUAUCGAAGGUGCCACAAAUCUGCAAAGAUGAGCCUUGUCAAUUAGGUAUUGACGAAGCUGGACGUGGACCAGUUCUUGGACCCAUGGUUUAUGGGAUCUCUUAUGCCCCAUUGUCCAACAAAGAGCUCCUAGUAGAUCUAGGCUGUGCUGAUUCGAAAAGCUUAACAGAGGAGAAAAGAGACGUGAUUUUCGAUGAAAUUUGCAACAACGAAGGAGCCAUGGGUUGGGCUGUGGAUGUCAUAUCACCUAAUACUAUAUCGAACAGCAUGAACAGACGCAGCAAAACAUCUCUGAACGAAGUAUCCAUGGUUUCAGCGAUCGAGUUGGCUAAAAGGGUAAUCGAGGCUGGAGCACAGAUCACAGAGAUCUAUGUGGACACAGUGGGCAAGCCAGAAAAGUAUCAGGCUAGACUGGAGCAAAUUUUCCCUGGCCUGAAGAUAGUUGUAGCUAAAAAGGCUGACUCCACUUAUCCUAUUGUAAGCGCAGCCAGUAUCUGUGCCAAGGUUUCCCGUGAUCACGCUAUAAGGGCAUGGCAGUUCCUCGAGGGGGACAUUAAAACAGAAUACGGGAGUGGGUAUCCGAACGAUCCGGAAACAAAGAAGUGGCUCUCUGAAAAUGUAGAUCCUGUGUUUGGGUUUCCACAAAUAGUCAGGUUCAGCUGGUCCACCGCAGAGAAGAUCUUAGAGUCGCAAGCUUUGUCUGUCGAAUGGGAAGAGGUGGAGGAUGCAACGACACCGGGGGAGCAAAAGAUUUCAAACUUCUUCGCCAGAUCACCGGCAAGAUCAUGCCUACCACAGAAGAAACGUCACCCGUUCUUCACAGAGAGAUGUCUCUUCAGUACCUCUACCUUAUGAUGGUUACGGAUCAAUUAAAACAUAAAAUGGAACACUCUGAACACACACGGUUCCCGUCACUUAUUUGUCGACGUAGUCGUCGGGUUUAUUUUACCAGAACGUUAAGUUAAAGAUAAAAGCCGAAUCGAUUUAUGUACAUAUGUACAGAUUGUAUGUCCUUACGCUUAAAUCGUACACAGAGUGUCAGUACGAGCAGCGAUGACUCUCUACAACACUCUAUGCCUCUCGCUGCGGUUAAGUAACAAUUAGGAAUGUGAUAGCGCGGAUGUUCUUUGGUUAAACACAACACGCCACAUGCUCGCGCGCGCGUACACACACAGCUCACGAUAACUCUAGGAUAUAACGUAUCAUUGCUGCCGAUUAAUAGCGACUAGAUUGAUAAAAGCUACGACGUGAGAGACCGUUCGCCUCUCACUGGGCUGAAUCUUCCUUGUUCACUGGCGACUGGACGAUAGAAACACUCGUGUACAAUUCGAUUAUAAAUACGUUUGGGCAUUCACUCAUUGUCACGCUCUCUUGCACUCACACAGGCAUCGCGAUGAUUAUCAAUUCAUCCGCCAACGGGCUACCGGCUCCAUUUUGAUAUACACAAAUUCUUACGCUUCGAAAUCAUCGUUUACAUUUGUGACGGUUUACCAUGAUAAAUUAUAAACAAUUUCUAACGAUUAAGAUUGACUGCUAUUCUAAUUACACACUCGAGUUCUACGUGUUCACUAUUGACCCUCUGCACUCGAGAGGUGACUUAGUCAUUGAUUUGAUACAGCAAAACUAUGAAGUUGAAUGUUUACUAUUUUAUAUAAAACUUUGUAUUGCUAUGUGAAACAUUUCAAUAAAAUAGCUUUAUUGC
This is a messenger RNA of Nomia melanderi (Alkali bee), 2370 nucleotides long. RefSeq names its product ribonuclease H2 subunit A. The record is from RefSeq and is a predicted model, not a curated record. Gene Ontology annotation, biological process: DNA replication, removal of RNA primer; mismatch repair. Gene Ontology annotation, cellular component: ribonuclease H2 complex. Gene Ontology annotation, molecular function: RNA-DNA hybrid ribonuclease activity; RNA binding. NCBI's taxonomy places the organism in Eukaryota, Metazoa, Arthropoda, Insecta, Hymenoptera, Halictidae.